UGUAGAUUCCAUUUUGUUGCAAUUCAGACGGAGUCGGGAGAGAGAGAGAGACGGUGAGAAAAGUGACCACCAACGGUCACUUUUACAUCAUAAACAUCUUGAAGGUGACGGAUUUGUAGGAAAUAUAGCAUUGCUGUGCUUCUUACAUAGUCCGUCAGGAUAACCAAGGCAUAUCUGACAACUUCUCUGGAGAGGGGUUUUAUCAACCGAGCCUGAAGAAGUCGGUUUUUUUCCGACUUCUUGGAGCACCGUGUGCCGAGGUGAAUUGAUGUUCAGCUCGGCUCCACGUGAAAACACCGCUCAUUGGCACAUGAAAACUUUAUAUCUUGCUGGACACAGAAGUGCAGUGAGAAGUAGAUUGAGGACUACUUCGAGGACCUGGGGCCCGAUCGGAGGUGAAAGAUUGAAGAGAGAUACCUACGUCGCCGACUUUCUCACAACAAAGAGGUGACACGUAGUGCUGAAGCAAAAUGGGAGGUGGAGAGAGGUACAACAUUCCAGUUUCCCAUCCCGAGCGCCCUCUGCCCAAGAAGAACCACCAACUUGGCCGUGCUAAGCAGAGAAGCCGCGAGCAGAAUGGAGCAGCAGCAUCUGCAGGAGGGGUAGGAGGCCUGCACCACCAUGGCCACCGCAGGAGUGAGAAAGGCGCAGCCUACCACAGGUCUCCAGAGGCGCGGCAGGCCGUGUCUGCAGAGAAGAAUGUUUCUGUCCGUUUUACCACCAACUAUGAUCAGAACUGGGAGGGUGCCGUGUCUCACCUCAACACGCUCCUGGCAACUCAGGGGAGUCCAAGCUACGCAGGGCCGAAGUUCAGCGAGCCACCCUCGCCUAGCGUGUUGCCCAAACCCCCCAGCCACUGGGUGUCCUUCCCAGUGGGCUCCUGUGAUAACAGGGAGAUGAUGACCUUCCAGCUAAAAAGUCUCCUCAAGGUGCAGGCCUGAGAGGGAUACCCAGCCUUGAUCGUUAAAAGCCAAUCAAUGAACUUUGACUCCAGUAAGGGCACCAGCCCACCAGGAACAACUCAGCUCUGUAAUAAUUUAACCUGUUUUUAGAUUUCUGUCUUUGAGUGUUUAGAGGCAUUUUCUGCAGUAUCUGCUGGAUAUGUCAACAAACACCCAUGUUUUUAAAUUAGUAUGUCAAGAUAUUACAGGUGCUGAGCCUUGCUGGUUGGUGAUGCUUUUGGUGGAGUCUGUUUUCUGUGACUAAUGACAACUGGAUAUCCUUUGUACUUAUGUUUUGUUUUGUUCUUUUUAUGUUGGCUGUAAAUGCAGAAGAGUAAUCUUUUUCCCAAACAAGGAUUUUUUUGUUAAGUCAGCUUAUUUCCCAAAACAUUUAUGGUCCAUUUCUGUGGACAGUAUUGCCUUUUCAUUUGUCAGUUUACGAUGAGCUUUUAGAGCCACCUCUAAAGCCUCAGGUGCUAAAGCAAAGUCGUAUCAGUAGCAGUUCUAACAAGGGCCCUUUUUUUUCUUGUAUCUUUCCUUGUUUGGGGUGAAAAAGACUCAUCUGCAAUUCUGCAGGGAAAAGCUACCUUACUUAGAGAUAAUAAGCUGUAGUGAGUAAGUGUAGGUGAAAGUAUAACCUCAAACCGAAGGGUAACAAAGAGACCAUGGCACACAGGCCCUGGACUGUGAACUCCUGUACCUUUUAUUGCGCUGUGCGCACAUGCACUAUGGGAGUUGGACUAGUCUGGGGCCCAAACACUCUAUCAUAGCAUUAUUUUGUACAAGACCUUUUUGUUGUGGUUGAAAGAUGUAUGCAGAGCUGUGUUUAACCAAAGCAAUGUUUUUGCUGUACUUUCUUUUCCUUCUUCUCCCUUGGACAUCCUCUGUUUGAGGCAUUGUUGCCAUCGCCCUUUAACCUUGCCAGCCGAGUGAUGAUCAGGAACGAGCCCCUUGGUUCACGUUAUUUUUUUGUUUCAAAUCAGUAGUGUUGUUGCUCCUUAGUCUCAGCCAUUUUAAGUCAGUGCUGCAGCUUCAACCAGCGGAAGAGGACCAAGCUUAAAUCUGAGUUUUGUUAAUUGAAGUCUUGGCAUGGUCCUGGUGGCUGUAUGCAUCUGUACACAAGCUAAGGCAGAGAUAAGGAAGGUCAUGGACUGAGGUAACCAAGGGGUCUCAAUGUGGGGCAGAAGUUUGGCAUUUAUGUUUACAAAGGUCUCAUGUUUGACCAUCUGAUUAUCAACAGAUCCUCUUUGCCUCUACCCUUAUCACUCUUGCACUGCAAUCGGACUAGUUUUAAAUAUGUUACAGACCAGGAUGCUAUUGAAAUGAUGGAGGCGUGAUCGACUAUCUCUCUAUGGGUUCUCUAUUUUUGUGAUUGAGGCUCUUUUUUUCUUUCCCUUUGCAGAAUUGGAGCUGCUAAUGGCUGGCCUAAGGAUGACAAAACAAAGUAUGAUAGCCUGUUAGUGUGUUCAAGAGCCAUGUAAAUAAUGAAAUGUAAAAAGUACUUGUAGCAUAUGUACAUUUGCAGGUCAUAUUUGUGGCCUGUCAGACAAAAGUAUUUUUAGUAAUAACACUGAAUGUAUAAGACAUGCAAAGGACAUGUCUUGACUUCAAUACUGAAGAAUAUUUUUGUUAAAAAAAUAAUGAUGCCUUUAGCAUUUGCCAGUAACCCUGCACUGUUAUUUUUCCAGAGAUCUUGCACAUGUUUUUUAUUGUUUUGUAUAAUUCAGUGUCGGGUGAAAAAUGCUAAAAGCUACUUAAGUAAACCUAAACUAUGAAUUGGAUUUCAGAGGAGACUUGCCUAUGUAUGGAUUUGUGUUUCGAAUGUGCUUACAGUGAGUAAGCGUGCUGUUUUUAAUCUUAAGUUGACCUGUUUGUGCCUAAGUUAACCCCAUGCUAAAACUGAAUUGUCAUUAGGUGACAACACAAAAUGACCAAAUUGUUUUGAGCCACCUUCACUUCUCAGCUGUUCUUCCGCCAGCUGGCAACUGAACUUGGUUAUAUGCUGUCAAAUGUUAAAUUUUUAUUUUCUAUUAGUUGUUCAUGUUAACAUUUUUCUUUUUCUAGACUGAGUCAUGCAUGGUUAGGUCUCCUUGAUUCUAAAUUUUCAAACCUGUAACAAAUUGGCUUCUAAUUUUGUCCCUCCUAUGGAAUGUCACUGAAGAUAAAAACGAAACAAAGAUGCCCUGUGAAAAAUUGGUGAAAAUUGGUGUUUUAAAAAAAAUGACAGAAUGCACUCUGUGAAUUGAAUUGAUGACAAAUUUUUACAAAAAAAAGAAAUAAAUCCCCUCCCCUUCCCCCCA
Molecule: messenger RNA, 3241 nt
Organism: Cheilinus undulatus (humphead wrasse)
Lineage: Eukaryota; Metazoa; Chordata; Actinopteri; Labriformes; Labridae
Gene: pnrc2
Product: proline-rich nuclear receptor coactivator 2
Exons: 3
Coding region: 471-941 (156 amino acids)
Biological process (GO): nuclear-transcribed mRNA catabolic process, nonsense-mediated decay
Cellular component (GO): nucleus; P-body
Source: RefSeq, a predicted model, not a curated record